Plutella xylostella (diamondback moth) is the source of this 878-nucleotide messenger RNA. It is a transcript of the gene c12.1, whose product is annotated as spliceosome-associated protein CWC15. NCBI's taxonomy places the organism in Eukaryota, Metazoa, Arthropoda, Insecta, Lepidoptera, Plutellidae. Gene Ontology annotation, molecular function: RNA binding. Gene Ontology annotation, cellular component: catalytic step 2 spliceosome. Gene Ontology annotation, biological process: mRNA cis splicing, via spliceosome. The record is from RefSeq and is a predicted model, not a curated record.
GUUUUUGAUCAAUCAGCUUCAUUUCGUCGAUAUUGAUAAACAUUAGAGAUUUUUACUCGUAUCUAGUUAUUAACUUCAAACAUAAGUGUUUAAUUCAAUAAUUCCAAACCCUUUGUGUACAAUUGUUGUUUUUGUUUGUGUAAAGGAAUUAAAGAAUGACGACCGCAGCAAGACCAACUUUCGAUCCAGCUCGAGGUGGUUCAGGCCGUGGGGAAAAGGACUUGAGUGCGUUAUCCCGCCAGUAUUCCAGCAGAGACUUGCCUAGCCACACCAAGCUAAAAUACAGGGAACAAGGGCAGGGAACCACUGAAGAGCUCCGAUCAAGGGAUUUCCGUAAGGAGCUUGACGAGAGGGAGAAGGAAGGAAAGGUAUCCGGCGGUAGGAGGCAGCCAGAACCAGUUGCAAAAAGGCCAAAGCUUGACCAAGUGCCAGCGGCCAGUCUAGAUGCUGACGACCCCCUCGAAGGUGACUCAUCUGAUUCAGAUGAUUCUGACGAUGACACUGCUGCUCUGUUGGCAGAGUUAAACAAAAUUAAGAAGGAAAGAGCUCUUGAACAGGCUAAGAAGGAGGCUGAAAAAAAGCAAGAAGAAGAAAGGAUUCGCAUGGAAAAUAUACUGUCAGGGAACCCACUUCUUAACUAUUCAUCUGCUGGACAAAGAGAUGACCUAAAAGUAAAGCGUCGAUGGGACGACGACGUCGUGUUCAAAAACUGUGCUCGUUCAGAGCCGGACAAGAAGGCCAACUCAUUCAUCAACGACUCGCUACGUUCAGAGUUCCACAAGAAAUUCAUGGAAAAAUAUAUUAAAUAAUUAAGUAUCUCGUUUUAAUCUGUCAUAUUUUUAACUCAUAAUAAAGUACCUUUUCUUAGAAGUAAGUAA